AUGUCCUCAGUUGCAAGUGAGAGUCUGGCGAGCGCAGAAAGACAGGGCGCACUGACGCCCCAAACGGAGAAGGAGCAGUCCGAGCUGGCGGAGAAGUCGCUGGGCAUGCAAAGCACUAUUCCCGCUACGUCCACGACGUCUCCCGAGCCGGGGGAGGAUGAAAUGGACUAUCCCUCGGGGCUGAGGCUUUGGUUACUGACUAUUGCCCUGUUUUUGAGUGUAUUCCUGGUCGCUUUGGACAACACAGUCAUUGCAACUGCCAUCCCAAAGAUCACGGACCAAUUCAACUCAUUGAACGACGUGGGAUGGUAUGGCUCCGCAUAUAUGCUCACGACCGCUGCUACGCAAUUGCUCUUUGGAAAACUCUACACGUUCAUGCCUGUCAAGUGGGUCUUCGUCUCAGCCAUCGUCGUUUUUGAGAUCGGAUCUGCUAUCUGUGGUGCUGCGCCCAAUUCCAUCUCGCUCAUUAUCGGCCGUGCGAUUGCCGGGUUGGGCUCGGCCGGUAUUUUCUCCGGUGCCAUGAUCAUCAUCGCGAACACGGUCCCACUCAGGAAGAGGCCAAUAUACAGCGGCAUCAUUGGUGCGACAUUCGGGAUCGCCAACGUUGCUGGCCCUUUGAUGGGUGGUGUAUUCACCGACAAAAUCACUUGGCGGUGGUGCUUCCUCAUCAAUCUGCCUCCUGGCGCAAUAACCCUUCUCUUCCUCAUCUUCUUCUUCAAGAUGCCGGGCAAAGCCCAGGUCAAGAAGGAGAUGUCUUUCAAGGAGAGACUGAUGCAAUUCGACCCGAUUGGUACCGCCAUCUUCAUCCCUGCGAUUGUUUGCCUGCUUCUCGCGCUGCAGUGGGGUGGAACCCAGUACGCGUGGAAGGACGGCCGUAUUAUUGCACUCUUUAUUCUCUUCGGGUUCCUUAUCUCGGUUUUCAUCGCCGUCCAGGUCCGCCAGGGUGACCAGGCCACCAUCCCCGUCCGCAUUUUCAUGCAGCGCAGUGUCUGGAGUGGCACCUGGUACGCGUUGUCUAUCGGUGUAGGGCUCGUCAUCUUCUCGUUCUACCUCCCUAUCUAUUUCCAGACGGUUCACAACGUCUCCGCGCUCAAAUCCGGCAUCUCCACCUUGCCCUUGAUCCUGGCCGUGGUUGCUUCUUCGAUUCUCGCUGGUGCACUCGUCACGCGGCUGGGAUACUAUGCGCCGUUCAUGAUCGUGUCCACUGUAGUUUCCACCGUCGGUGCCGGGCUGAUCUCCACCCUCGGCGUGUCUUCUGGUGCCAACAAGUGGAUUCCGUACCAAAUCAUCCAUGGCUUCGGUCUCGGCCUGGGAACGCAGCAGCCCAUGCUGGCUGUGCAGGUAGUGCUAGAUAUGGCUGACGUCCCAACUGGCUUGUCGAUUAUCAUGUUUUCGCAAUCAAUCCGUGGAGCGUUGUUCGUCUCCGUCGGCCAGAACGUUUUCAACAAUAAGCUGGUCACCGGAUUGGCCAAGUACGUUCCAGACCUCGACCCGAACGUUGUUUUGUCCGCGGGUGCUACUGCUGUUCGCUCGAACGUCCCUGCUGACAAGCUUGCCGGCGUACUGCUCGCCUAUUCCGAUGCUCUUGACUCUGCAUUUUAUGUCGCUGUGGCGAUGUCGGCCCUGUCCAUCAUCGGCUGCUUGGCAAUCGAGUGGAAAAGCGUCAAAGCCAAGAAAGUGCAGACGGACACGGCCAGCUAGUCCAUACCCUUUGUUGGAAUUGAUGUUCGCGCGAUGCAGACAGGCUGUCCUGCAACUUCGGAUAGAUUUUUGGCAGUUUUCCAGACACUGACAAGCGGCUGUUGGAACCUUGUAGUUUCUUCGUUUACAAGUAUGUAAACCAGCAGAAUAGAGUGCUGCAGUGUCUGUUUGUCCUAAAGCAACUCGAA
This is a messenger RNA of Mycena citricolor, 1889 nucleotides long. Lineage: Eukaryota; Fungi; Basidiomycota; Agaricomycetes; Agaricales; Mycenaceae. The record is from the annotation of a GenBank genome assembly.